AUGGGAUUUACCAAGUUCGUCAACUACUCCACAAUGGGAAUCUUCGUGGCGGUGGUGAUUGCCCUCGUAUCGAUGACCAAUGUUGGUCUCUACGCCGGCAGCCGAAACGGAUCCGACAGCAACUGCGGCAGUCUCGGGGUGUUCUCUUUCCGAGUGAGCGACCGAGUGGUGGGCCUGGGCGAAACGGUCACCAUCCUCUCCAUCUUCUUCUCUCUCGUCUCGAUCGCGCUGUGGGCUGUGCUGCAGUUCACCGAGCACUCGACCGGCAAGCACUACGCCUGUACGGGCCUCCUCUCGGGCUUCUCCCUCUUCAUGUUCGCCUUCUGGGUGGUGCCCUGGUCGCUGCUGGCCAGGGACAUGUCGUGGAUCGACGACAACUACGGCCACUGCGAGAUGCCCUACACGUGGAGCGCCACCCUCUUCUUCUCGCUCUUCGACUGGCUCCUCUGGCUUGUCAUGCUGCUCAACAGCGUCCUCGCUCUCAUCGUCGACCGCAACGGCUCUGACGACUACUAG
This is a messenger RNA of Acanthamoeba castellanii str. Neff, 516 nucleotides long. RefSeq lists its product as uncharacterized. Lineage: Eukaryota; Discosea; Longamoebia; Acanthamoebidae. The record is from RefSeq and is a predicted model, not a curated record. The coding region runs from base 1 to 516 and encodes 171 amino acids. The transcript has a single exon.